Molecule: messenger RNA, 8562 nt
Organism: Cavia porcellus (domestic guinea pig)
Lineage: Eukaryota; Metazoa; Chordata; Mammalia; Rodentia; Caviidae
Gene: Zdbf2
Product: zinc finger DBF-type containing 2
Exons: 6
Coding region: 310-8241 (2643 amino acids)
Biological process (GO): epigenetic programming of gene expression; genomic imprinting
Source: RefSeq, a predicted model, not a curated record
GACCCGCGGAGCCAGUCGUGACUCGGGGCGCGCGGGGAGCGGACGCAGCGGGCGCGGGGCCCCGGCGGGGACUCUGCGCGCUCGGGACCCUGAGUCCGGCCCAGCGUAGGCAGCGGGACGGCGGCUCGGAGGAGGUGUUUGCUGAAACCAGUGGCACUGAUGAAAUACCUACCGUUUUCUGCUCAAGAACUUUUCAAAAGUACAGAAUUAAAAAUUAGGGAGCUGCAUCUGUCGGCACACACCUGUAAUCCCAGGACUCAAGCAGCGGAGGCAGGAGGAUCACCGCAAGUUUGAAGCCAGGCGGGCUUCAUGCAUUUGUUGAGUGCUGGGCACAGGAGAGUGGUCAGGCAGAACAGACAACAGAUCAUUCAGAGUGGACAACAGAGUGUGAUUGACCCCAGCACCAUGGACCGCUUCCUGCAGGACGUGCUGCAGCACCACCCCCACAACUACCAAGACACCAGAGCACAGCCUGAGAUGCCCGCACAUCCCAUGUCACCUGAGAUGAUCCGUUUGGAUGAGGUCUUCCCGGAAGACACUGAUGUUGAAAAGAGAAGCCCCAGGAAUUCUGAAUCUGUUGAGGGAUUACCUCCUCGCCCUCGUGUCUCUCAGAACUCUGCAGGGGAGACUUUGGUUCGGCCAUCAGUUAUCCAGAAACUAGAGAGGGGACAGCAGCAGUCUUUGGAGUUGAAUAAAAUUAAGAGUGGUGUGAGAAUCAAUCCCGCAGUUAUUGGUCAGCCUUCCAAUAGUGGGAGAAGCAUAAUCCGUCCUCCUGUGAUUUGUAAUGUUCCUGCUAGGUGUCUGCCUGGAAGUUUUCAUGCUAGACCAGUUGCUGACAAUCCUAGACCAGUGUCUGCCAGUGCUAGACCAGUUGCCGCGAGUACUAGUAGGAUACCACUAGCAACUCGAUCAGAGUCAGUCAGCAAACAUAAAUCAAGCAAAGCUGACAAGGUUGAGCAGCUAGAUGAGGGCCCUAGAAAUCAUAUGCCCUCACAUCACCCAAAAACUUCUUCAGUUUCUCAUGAGAAUCCUAAAGAAUCCAGUAAAAAAUCUGUACAUGCAAUUUCAAAUAAGUUGCUUGCCCAGAAAGGUGUAAAAUGUCAGGGUGAAACUAAAUUCCGUGAAUCAAAGGACACUAAGAGUCCUGUCCAAGUGGAAUCUUCUUCUAAAGUAGCAGUAAACCCAGUUCUAAAACUGAAUACAUCUGGUGUGCGGACUGCCAAACGGAUCUCGGGACGCACCACCCUAAAGCAGAUCUUGGAAGGUGCCACCCCAAAGCGGAUUUCGGAAGGUGCCAUCCCAAAACGCAUCUCAGAAGGUGACACCCCAAAGCGGUUCCCGGAAGGUGCCACUCCCAAGUGGAUCUCAGAAGGCGCCACCCCAAAGCGGAUCCUGGAAGGCGCCACCCCGAAGCGUGUCUCAGAAGGUGACACCCCAAAACGCAUUUCGGAAGGCACCAUCCCAAAGCAGAUCUCGGAAUUCGCCACCCCAAAGCGCAUCUCAGAAUUCACCACCCCAAAACGCAUCUCAGAAUUUGCCACCCCAAAACGCAUCUCGGAAUUUGCCACCCCAAAACGCAUCUCAGAAUUCGCCACCCCAAAGCAGAUCUCGGAAUUUGCCACCCCAAAACGCAUCUCAGAAUUCGCCACCCCAAAACGCAUCUCAGAAUUCGCCACCCCAAAACGCGUUUCAGAAGGUGCCACCCCAAAGCAGAUCUCGGAAUUCGCCAUCCCCAAGCGCAUCUCAGAAUUCGCCACCCCCAAGCGGAUCUUGAAAGGUGCAAUUCCAGUGCGCCAUGGGAAAGAAUUUCUGUCACAGACAAGUCUCACCCGGGAAGAAAAGGGUACGAUUCACAACAAGCCAGCAGUUUCAAAACCAAAGGGCUCAGUGAGUGCUAAAGUCAAGUUUGAUCGCAAGUCUCUGCAGUCAUCAUCCAUCUCAGCCCGGAAGGCUGUACAAGAGCUGCACCUCUGGAAAGAGGAACAAAGUGAUGACAAAGAUGAGAGCAGUGGGUCGCAAGAGUCUGAAACAAGUUUUGAUUUUGAUUCAUUUUCUCCUUCACCAAUUGACCUAUCUGAAGUCACUGCGAGAAAAACAAAUGUUUUAGAAGAAACACAUGAUGCUUCGCAGGACCAGAGUGAUAAAGCUUGUUAUUCUGAAAUAAGCUCAGAGGAAGACUUUGAUGAUACUCUUGAAGUUUCCAACCAAUCUCAAGUGCUUGUCGAAGAAAAAAGCCCUUCAAAAGCAAAACACAGAAGCCUGGUGGAUGAAAGCUAUGAUUCCAGUGGUUCAGAAGUGAAUUUUGAUCACGCUAACUCAAAGCCAACCAGCAUCAACCCCCCACAGCCUGACGCAGAUGUAAUCUUUCCUAAUGGUGUUCCCAUCAAUUUGGUGGACAGGAGCUAUGGAUCAGGCAGCUCCAAAGGAAGUGCUGCUUCUGUGGCCUCACUUGAAUCCAUAGUUGAGUCCUCCACGGAUGUCACAAAAAAGAAGCAUUACACAAAGCCUCGCAUUUGCCUGGUGGAUAAGAGCUACGGGUCUAGUUACUCCAAAUCAAGUUCUGACAGUGAUGGUUCAUCUUGGUCAGCAGCUGACCACCCCCAAGCAACUGGUGCUGAAGGAAGCCAGAAAGGUAGACCUGUCCAAGCCAAAAAUAAGAAAUGUAAGCCAAGUAACGCCAAAGCACAUCUCGCUUGUGUUUCUCUUGAGGCAGAGUCUCAUCGGCCCCAGAGAGAUGUUGGAGGAAUAAAGCUUCAGAAAAAGAAGAAGGCUGGCCUUGUGGAUAUGAACUGUGAGUCUCAUGAUCCUGACACGGGUUUUCAUGCUGAUGCUCAAUUAGUGGCUGAUGAAUCUCAAGUAGCAGUUAAAGAAGUAAACCCUCAGGCUGUAGAUAUUGAUCUAGGAAAUAAGAGUGUUCAAUCUAGCAUUUCUGGUCUAAGUUUUGAGUCGCAUGAUUGUUUUUAUCAGUCAGCUAAGGAUGAACCUGAAGGGCAUUUAGGUGAAGUAAAUCAUAAAGAGUUAAAUGUUGGCGUGGAAGCUAAGAUCAGUGAGCAUUCCAGUUCUGAGUUGACAUUUGAUUCCGAUUCCCCUCUUCUGUCAAUUACUGAGCGGUCUCAGCUGGAUGUUGAAAGACUAAAAGAAGAUCCUUUUAAGCUGGAAGCGGAGAGCUGUGGGUCAAAUAGUUAUGACCUAACUUUUGAUUCUGAUAUUCCUGCUUGCUCAGUAGUUGACCAACCUCAAGUAGCUGUUUAUCAGGAAGAGCCUGUUGAUCUGGAAAAUGAAAGUGAUUGUGUUUCUGAAAUAACUUUUGAUUCUGAUAUUCCUCUUCAUUCAGGAAAUGAUCAACCUGAAGUAGCUGUUAAAGAAGUAAUCAUUCAGGAAGAAGAAUACAUACCCUUAGAAAGGAAGAAUGCAAAACUCACUUGUUCUGAAAUAAAUUCGGAUUCAUACACCCCUCUUCAUUCAGUGACCAAUCCUCCCGAAGUAGCCAUUAAAAAACUAAAUUCUCAAAAGGAAGAGCAGGUGCACUUAAAAAACAAAGAAAAUGAGCCUGCUGAUUCCAAACUAAAUUUGAAUCAUGACAUUUUUCUUUCAACCACUGGACAUCCUGAAGCUCUCAUUCAUUGCAGCAACUUUCAGAAAGAAGAGUGCGUAGAAAACAUGCAAAACGAAGCCAGUGUUUCUGGAACCCACUUGGAUUCUGACACCCCUCUUCUGUCAGUGAUUCAAAAGCCUCAAGCAGUUGUUAAAAAUAUUUGGCAUCCCAAAGAAAAACAGGCUGAUUUUCAAGGCAAAAGGGCUAAAUAUAGUGCCUCUGAAAUAAAGCCUAACAUCCCUCAUUCUCCGGUAACGGAGCCUCAGGUAUCUCUUAAAAAAAAAGAAAAGAAGAAGCACAUUGAAAAGAAGACUGAUAAAUAUGGAGACUCUGAGCGAACUCUGAGUUCUGAUGACUUUCCUCAUUCAAUGCCUGAAAACCCUCCACCAAAUGUCUGGCAAGAGGACUCUCUUUACCCGGAAGGUGAGAGUCCUCCCUGGACAGGAUUUGAAGCAAAUGUGGAUGUUACUGGCUCUUUUCACCCAGUCUUUGACCAACCUCCUCUGUUCCUUUUGAAAAAGAAACACGUCACUAGGAAAGACAAAAGGAGCAGACCUAGUGGCUCCAGAGUAAGUUUCGGUUCUGCUGACCAUCUUCAGUCGCCGCCUGAACACGACCACAGAGCGAUUACCACAGUUAAUCUAUGGCCAGAAGAAGCUAUCACCCUGCAACAUGACAUCAAUGCGCCCAGUUGCUCAAAAGCAGUACCUAGUCCUGCUGUUUCUCUAAAGUCUGCCACUGGUCAACCUGCAAUAGCUAUUCAGCUCCUAGGCCGGGGAAAAGAUGGUCGGGUGCACUUGGGAUAUAAGAGCCAAAAUGUUUCUUCUGAAAUGAUUUUGGACUCAGAUUUCUUGGUUCAGGCAAUAAUUGAUCGCCCUUACGUAGCUGUUGAGAAGUCAAAGGGAGAUGGUAAGAACGAUCAGUCUGGAGAUUCUGAAGGAAACUCUGCUGACACCUCUGCCCAACCAGCAGCUAAACAGCCAAGCAAAACAGUGAAAGAAACAGCCCCUGGCAGAGGUGGAGGUGUUGAUGUGGAAGGUCAGCAGGGUGCAGCUGAGAGUUGUGAAGUUAUGCCUGAUUCCAAUGUCCAUCAGCCAGUGACUGGCCAAACCAAAGUCAUUCAAAAGAAGAAAUGGAAAAAGCAUCUUGGCUUGAAGGAUAAAAAUGUCAGACCUAGUGAUUCUAAAAUAAAUUCUGAUUCUAAUGAACCCUCUUGGUCUAUGACUAAUGAAAUUCAAGAGCCUCUUAAAGAAGCAGACCUUCCGGAGAAGGGACAUGUUUAUCUUGAGCAUAAGGGCUAUGAACCUGAUGGUUCUGAAAUAAUUUAUGUUUCAAAUGUCCCUCUUCAGUCAUCCAUUCAGCAUCCACAAAGUUUGCGAGAGACGCAUGCCAGUUUGGAAAUGAACUGCAGUGACCCUCAUCCCUCUACAAGUUUUGAUUCUAAUGAACUUUUUCAGUCAGUGCCUUUGGGACAGCUUCCCAUAGCUUUCGAAGAAAUGAAUCUGAAGGAGGACCAUGUUUACCUGGGAGACAAGAGCUACAGACUGAUUGAUUUUGAAACAAGUUAUGAUUCUGAUGUUCCUGUCCAAUUUGUGGUUGAUUCUUCUUCUCAUGCAUCUGCCAAAGACAUAAAUGGUCAGAAGGAGGCUUAUGGUGACCUGGAAAAUGAGAGCUAUCCCAUCUGUUCAGAGGCAGAAUGUGAUUCCAGUAUUUACCUGCAGCCAGAAGCUGAUCCCACUCAGGUGGCUUGCAAAGACAUCAACUUUCAGAACACGGAGCUUUUUGACCUGAAAGACAAGGCAGGUGAACCUGGUGCUUCUGAGAUGAUGGAUGAUGCUGAUGUCUCUUUUCAGAUUAUUGUGAACCAGUCCCAGUCAUCAGAUGGAGAAGCUGAUCCUCCAGAGGUGGUAUUUGUGGAUGAGAAGGCCAGUGACAGUGACUGUGACCGGGAAGUAAUUUCAGAUCCUGAUGACCCACCUCCUUUAAUCCUCGAAGGAACCAGGUGCAUAAAUGAACUCAUUGGGAUAGCAAUGCGCUACUGUCACUUCUGUGGUUCUGAGCUAAGGUUCGAAGCCUCUUCUCUAUCUGUGAGUGACCAUUCAAAGAAGAGUUUCAGAAUAUUAACACGGAACAAAGACUAUAUUAUUCUGGGAGACUCCCACUGUCAAUCUUGUGGUUGUGAAAUAGAUUUUAACAUGUAUGCCUCUAACCCGUGUGUGUCCUACCAGUCACAGGGGGCUGGUGAAGAAGGGAGGAGCUACGGAGCCAGUGGUGCUGAAGGAAAUGUUCAUGUCGAAGGCACCUCUCAGAAAACUAACAGUGCAGGCAGGCCGCAGAAGGAUCCGAAGCGUACCAGACUCAUUGAUAAGAGCUGGGAGAGCAGUGGUAGCUCUGCAGUGGACGGUGCUGGCCCUAGCGGGUCCAUGAUCCCUCACAUUGCUGAUGGAGGAAACCUUCGGAAGCCAAAACGUACAGACCCAGCAGGCAGGAGUGGCACAUCUCACGGUUCCGGGGUGGAUGCUCAACGUGAUCCUUCCACACAGGCUGACGCCAAGCAGCCUCAGAAAGUUGUGAAGAAAACACGCCUAGGGAGGAAGGUAAGCUUUGACACAAAAGAGUACCAUUACUACCCGUUCAGCUCUGUGGUUGCCUGUGGGAAGAGCCGGGACAAAGAACCAAAGGUCAUCAAAGCUGAUCUUAGUCAACCAGACCUCGAAGCUCUGUCUCCUGCCUGUGCUUCAGCUGUGGGAGAUGCACGGCUGCAGAAAGUGAAGGGUGAUGGCCACAAAGCUGAGGGCCGUGUAAAGGAACGGAAGAAAGCUCUGCCUCCUGCCUCCGCUUCAGCUGUGGGAGAUGCACGGCUGCAGAAAGUGAAGGGUGAUUGCCACAAAGCUGAGGGCCGUGUAAAGGAACGGAAGAAAGCUCUGCCUCCUGCCUCCGCUUCAGCUGCAGGAGAUGCACAGCUGCAGAAAGUGAAGGGUGAUGGCCACAAAGCUGAGGGCCAUGUAAAGGAACGGAAGAAAGGUCGACACCAUGGUUCCUCUCAUGACAACCACUGUUCUGCCAAGAAAGUUUCGUUGAAGGAGGAGAAGAAGCCUGCGUGGCCCCACUCUGAUCAGAAUGCUCUGCCUGUUCAGACUCCUGCAGCUGGCGACCACCAUGCAGGUGAAACUGCAAAGGGUUAUGUCAUUACAGUGGCCUCAGAUAAACCGCGCCAUCACAAUCCUAUAAAAGUGGAGCGUCCUAAACAGAAUUGGAAUCCAGCUUCUCAGAGCCAGGCGCCUUCAGUCCACCACGCAACUCAGACCAAUAUUGUGAGUUGUCCACUGAAGAGAAAAAUACUCAAAGAAGAAGAAGAGGAAGAAGAAGAAUCACCAAAAAAGAAGUGUUUCCAGAGUGACAGGAAAUGGAAGCAAGAGGCUCAAAGUGGGGCAGUGGAAAUUCCCAUACCACGUGCUCAAACUUUGGAGCCUGGGAAACCCAGUUUCUCAGUCUGGGUCGGUCCAGAUCCAAAGUGGAAGAGAGAGGAACUCCCCAGCUCAUCUAAAAAGAAGAAGGAUGCUUGUGACAAUCAGUCUCAGGUCAUGGGCAAACGUAAGUACAGCAGUCUUAAUGACCCAUUGCCUAAGAAAGUGGUCGUUGGGCCUCUGCAGAAAGCAGCCAGGCCAGCCUUUGACUCAAGCAAGAGCACUGCCAUUCACUGCAGCAGGAGUGAUGGAAAUCCCGGUGCCAGAGGCUUUGCUCCCGCCCAAAGCCUCCCUCUAUCAGCUUUCAUAAAAACAGCACGAUACAAAUUACAGCCACGUGAGGGGAGCCAUGAGCCUUGGGUACUUCUAGAGGAUAUAGACAAUCUGCACACUUACGAGGCUCCAAAGUAUAGUAAUUUCCAGGUGACUCCUUCAAAUGAUGGUGCCAAAGCCUGUCCAAAACCAGUUAUAAAUGAGUGUCUGGAAAGCAAGAAGAAAAAAAAAGCCAAGAAGGAAAAAACUCAUGCUAAGCCAAGUUUUCCUGAGAGCAUUUGUAAAGCAGUUAUUCUCCAGGAAAAAUCCCGAGGCACUUCAGAAAAGCAGUCCAUCUGGAUUCGGAUUAAAGCAAAUGCUAUCAUCAAAAAGUACACCCUGAAAUAUUCGGUUCUCUUGAAUAAUCGACAUCAGACCAAGGCCACUGUUACCGCAGAGAAACCCAAGAAGAAAAUAUCCGAUGGCAUUAAACUGAAGAAGAAGAAGAGGAAGGAGGCUGCUAAAAUGUUUCUGAGCUCCCCUAUCUCAGCAGCUUGUUUCAAAGAGCAGAUCAGAGCUGGGGCAGGGCCCUCCGAGAAAUGCUGGGUGCUAUGUUCCUCCAGCACUUCGGGAAGAAGCAAACCUGCCCAUAAGACUUACAGAAAGAAAGUGCCGAUCCUUGUGAGGGAGUGCGACUUGAGAAGCUCAUGCUGCGUUCCAGCUGGCAAUAAGGUGAGGACUCGACUCUCAAGCAAACUAAAGAAACUGAGGCAAACAGAAGCUGUGAAUCAUCCAAGUCCUUGGUCAUCCAACACUCCACUGAGCAAGGAACCGUUGAAGGUGUGCUGCUUGCGGCUGACACGCUCCUCUGACUCACCCACCUCCGUGCCUGUGGCACCCACCACCAGAACUAGUCAUCAGUACUGAUGGAACUGUCUGCUUUAGGACUGAGUUCAGAUUGUCCUCAGAUGUCCUUGUGGAUCCUGGGUUUGAUCCGGGAUGACAGAUCUCCUUGUUCUUUCAUUGGUUUGCUUCAUUAUGGACAGUUCUUCAGCCUUUCUCUGUACCUAAUGGCAUAGCAUUUUGAAGAUAAACUGAUUUUGUGGGAUAUUCUUCAGUUUCAGUUUGUCUGCUGUUUCUUUGUAAUCUAUGCAUUCUUUGGAAUUCUGUGUUCUCUGUGUAUCUUAGCAGAAACCAUGUGAUGUCGAUUUAAAUGUGGUGAUUAAAGAUACUCAGUGUUGGUCUUUA